AUGGCCGCGACGCUGAGGUUGCCGGUGGUGUUGGGUUCGUCUUCCAAGUGGCGGCGGGCGGUGGUGGAGGAGGGUCUGGGCCUCGCCAUAGCCCGCACCGUGAGCCCAGACAUCGACGAAAAGGCCAUACGCCACCCGGACCCCUCCGAGCUCGUCCGCCUCCUUGCCGACGCCAAGGCCGAUGCCGUCCUUCCUCAAGUACCGGAGGAGGCGCUGGUGAUCACGUCGGACCAGGUGAUCGUCUGCGAGGGGCAGGUGCGAGAGAAGCCCGAAGACGAGGCCCAGUGCCGCGAGUUCCUGCGCAGCUACGCGAGCCACCCGGCCGAGGCCAUCGUCGGCGUCGCCGUCACCAACACCAAAACCGGCAAGCGGGUCAGCGGUGUGGCCAAAGCCGUGCAGCACUUCAAGCCGCUCCCGGAGGAGGCCAUGGACGCCCUCAUCCGCCAGGGCGACGUGCUGUGGUGCGCCGGCGGCUUCGCCAUCGAACUCAUGGCGGACUACCUGGGGCCGCUGGAGGGCGAGAGGGAAACCAUCAUCGGCCUCCCCAAGACGCUCACCAUGGACCUGCUGCUCCAGGCCGACGCCGACAACUGA
Molecule: messenger RNA, 594 nt
Organism: Acanthamoeba castellanii str. Neff
Lineage: Eukaryota; Discosea; Longamoebia; Acanthamoebidae
Product: Maflike protein
Exons: 4
Coding region: 1-594 (197 amino acids)
Molecular function (GO): nucleoside triphosphate diphosphatase activity
Source: RefSeq, a predicted model, not a curated record